Mizuhopecten yessoensis (Yesso scallop) is the source of this 3495-nucleotide messenger RNA. RefSeq names its product transmembrane protein 62-like. Gene Ontology annotation, molecular function: hydrolase activity. Lineage: Eukaryota; Metazoa; Mollusca; Bivalvia; Pectinida; Pectinidae. Bases 181 to 2166 code for a protein of 661 amino acids. The record is from RefSeq and is a predicted model, not a curated record. The transcript is spliced from 14 exons.
UUGUUAAGGUCAGAACAUCCGGAGGGUGAGAACCUGUGAAAUUUUCCUUUAAUUUUUAAUGUAUAUGAUGAAAUAUGACAUCAUCAACAUUUUCUAUAAAUACUAAUGACUGGUUGUCGUAAUCAUGAAUAAUUUGACGCCUACGUGUCCAAAUAUCAGAGACAGAAACUCGCGCCCUUUAUGAAAACAGGCGUUGCGGUCCACUCCAGUCAUAUCCGAGGGAGCUGGGCCUGGGUUCAGAAUUUUGUAAUGAAGUCGAUCACAACAGUACUUGUGGUGCUGAUGGUUUUUGGUCUUUUGCUUUCAUUCUCUCCAAACAUAUUCGAUAUUGGCGAAGAAAAGACGAAAGAGAUUACACAAAAGAAACAUGACAAAGAAGCGAUGGGUGCUUCUCCAGAUAAAUUGUUCUGGUUUGUACAGGUAUCAGACAUUCAUAUCAGCAAAUUCUACGAUUCCAGAAGAGCUGCUGAUUUGCUACAGUUCUGCCAGGAACAAUUGACAGUGAUUAAGCCAGAUUUUGUUAUUGCAUCAGGAGAUCUGACUGAUGCAAAAUUACCAGAUGCCAGAGGAUCAAGGCAAUAUAUAGAGGAAUGGACAGCAUAUCAGGAAACUGCACAGAAAUGCCAUAAAAUUGUUGGUAAAUGGCUAGAUAUCAGAGGAAACCACGAUGAUUUUGAUGUGCCAUCAGAAGAUCAUGAAAAGAAUUAUUUCAGGAAUUACUCAAUACAAGGAUCUAACCAUCCCAACUCGUACCUGUACCAGCACAACAAACCCUGGGGCAGGUACUCGUUCAUCGCCAUGGAUGCCUGUCCCGAUCCCGGGCCAAGGAGACCUUUCAACUUCUUUGGCUAUAUCAACAAUAGGAAGACAAAGCGCCUGAUUGAACAUGUCAAACAAACAAACGGAAGCAACAUGACAGUGUGGUUUGGUCACUACCCUACCUCCUUGAUAAUCAUGGAGAACGGAACUAGGAUUAGGUCACUCAUGAGAAAUGCUGCGGCGUUCCUGUGUGGCCACCUCCACACUCUGGCUGGGCUUAUCCCAAAGAUGCAUGCUCGACACAACACCGGCAUGCUGGAACUGGAGCUGGGCGACUGGAAAGAUAACCGACUAUACCGAGUGCUAGCAAUAGACCACGACAUGAUCUCUUUCACGGAUGAGCGUCUGGGGCAUUGGCCUGUGAUCCUGGUGACCAACCCCAAACAUGCCAUGUACAUGUCUGAUGAGGAGGCUCUGGACAAACCUGCCAACUCAACUCACAUCAGGAUUCUGGUUUUCUCCCCUGAUGAGAUAACAAAAGCAGAUGUGUACAUAGAUAACAUGUAUGUAGGGCCAGCUCACCAUGUCCAGGGGCCACUGUUUGUGUCACCAUGGCAACCUCACAAGUACAACAAUGGUGUACAUAAUUUGGGGAUUGUUGUACAGGAUGCUGCUAAGAGAAGUCGAUAUGUGACCCAGCCUUUUACCAUCGACACUAAAGGAUUAGCACUCCCAGUCAUCCCAGCCUUUCUACUGAUAGCCAAUAUCCACAAUUUGGCUAAGCUCCUUUUCUGGUUCCUGGUCUGCACCUACAUUGGAGUACUUAUGCUUCUCAGAGGUUGCGAUAACAUCAGAACCAUUUUCAUCAGAGGUAGAUACAUCCCGCCCAUAUGUCGACCAGUGGUCAGUUUCAUCAACAGUUGGCUACAGAGGCUGUGGCUCGUCUCACGCAUCUCCUCACUCUUCUAUCCAUUGGUCAGCUUCGCACUUUACAUCGGCAUAGGUCCCUGGUUUGUGGCUGAAAUACUGGAAGGUCACUUUGGAGUGGUGUUCAUCUGGGGUUUGUACGUGAAAGGAUCAUUCAUUCCAGGCUCGUUAGCCUACCUGUAUGGUAUAUUUCAGAUUGUAGCAUUCAACGUUCCCAUGUUGCUGUUUCUCGGGUACAUGAUUCAGUUCCUGCAGGAGGAAAGCCAAGGAAGGAGGUCCAGCAAAGACAGACUAUGUUGUAUUUAUGUUCCUCUGUCGGCCGUGUUAGUGCUAUCCUGCUAUAUCGCCAUGGUGGAAUUCCCUAUUGCCUAUGGGAGUUCUGCCAUGAUUAUGGGACCUGUAAGGACCGGAGCAAUCCUUCUACUGAUCAUAUUGGUCUUCCAAGCCAAGAAGCAUGCUUUAUCAAAUCAGAACAGUUAAUGUUGCUGACGUUUAGCCAACAAUUCUUGUUUAUUAGUUUUUGUUGAAGAUUAUGUUCACACAUGUAUUAUGUGGUAUUAAGUUGGUGUAUCGUUUUGAAAUCACCAAACUUCAGUGACCUUUAACAACUUAUAGACCAUUCGUCAGUUUUCAUUUGAAGACAAAUUUAUCAAAUUAAUCUAUUUUGGUACAUUAUUGCUUUAGUAAUGUUCAUCUGUUUUAUUUACACAUGUAGUGUGAUAGUAUUUUGAAAUUUAUAACUUAUUUUGAAGAAAAGACAUUGUGAUGAUUUUUUUAUUUAAAGUUAUACCAGUGAACUUUUACAGCAGUUAUAUUUUUUUAUGUUUUAUUUUCUGCUGAUUAUUUAUCAACAACUAGAUAUCAUACUUGGAGACAUGUGAUUUUAUUUGUUAUGUCUAGUCUCUAUUGACAUUCCUAGUGAGAUAAGAACUACAAUCAUUAUACUGUAGACCAAAAUGAAUUAUAUAUACUAAUACACAUGUUCAUUAUUAUGGGUUUUGUAAAUGACAAUAUCACAACCUAAAAUCAGCUUUUUUAAUCAGUUUGGGAACUUGUCUUUCACUUUGAUCAUAAAAUUUUCAAAUUAGAACUUACGCUACUGUUUUUUUAAACUGACCACAAUGUAAGGGUGUUCUGUAACAAUCCCUCACUGUUAAUUAUCUUCGAAGACUGAGUUUGUUUUGUCCAUAGUCACACCGUAUAAAAUAUACAGUGAUUAUAUAUCUAGGAUUACUAAUUGCUCAAGGUAAUGAUAGUUGAUUAUCAUUUUAUCUAACUUAUUAAAGUUAUUUUACUAUUGAAAAUAUUCUUAAAAUAAUUUGAAACUUCUGUAAUGAGAGUUUAUCAUGAUGAACAUAAUAACCCCAUCUAGGUAAUAAUAUAGAUAUGUCCAAAAAGCAUCUUUACUGUAAACUUCAGUUCGCUAUUCAGUAUGAAAUCACUCGAGAUCAAGAUGUUACGAAGUGCUACAGUGUCUACAUGAAGGUUCAUGCCUUGUAAAGGCUUCAGUAAAACAGUUAUGAAACCAUUCCAUGAUACUUUAGUUGUUACUGUUAAAACUGAACUUUGAAUUUAUUAUAUUUUGCAUGAAAACAACUACAUGUAAAUCAAUAUGAUAAAACUGAAUAUUCUUUUCAAAUUUGCAAAUUUUCAAUGUAGAAAAUAGCAUGCGACAAUAGCUGUUCUCAUCAUAUGUGCCAUUCUAGAUAUUGACCUGGGGCCUUUUCGUUUAAGCGGAACAACCGGUUUGAUCGUUUAUAAAUGUAAAAAUUUUGGGUAUAAAUCCUGGCGGACCUGCAAAUGUUUAUG